Molecule: messenger RNA, 1245 nt
Organism: Ilyonectria robusta
Lineage: Eukaryota; Fungi; Ascomycota; Sordariomycetes; Hypocreales; Nectriaceae
Exons: 2
Source: RefSeq, a predicted model, not a curated record
AUGGCCGAGUUAGAACCCGACUUCCAGCUCCGCGUCUGGAGAUACACAUACACCGAGCGCAGCGGCGGCGGGACCAUCUUGCUCAAUUCUCCCCAGGAGUCCCAAGACGAACGGCACGAUACCCUUGUCCUUCGCCAGGUGAACUCGGACGCCGAGAACAAGGUAUGGAUACAAGAACAGGCCUCGCGGUUCUUCAGAAGACAUGGCCAGGCCUCUGCAGAACCCCUAAUGGACGACGCCCAUGGCGUUCUCGUCCGCGAUGGCCACGCGUGGACUAUCCCCAAGCAGGGCGAAAAGGCCGUCACCCACGAGUACUGCCGGGGAGAUAGGGUGUGGAUCGACCGCAGCCUGGUCCCGACACACAACAUCGAGAAGGACGGAAACAAGAUCCCAGUCGUUGACCUAGAAUCCUUCAGCAUAUUCGAGGUUCCCUUCGACUACAUCUCCUUCGUUCCCCAGCUCGUCAAGAAGGACGGCUCCGGAGAACAACACGCCGUGGCCGUUGGCCCUAUCCUCAACACCUUCAUAGGCAAGCGCAAAGCCAAGACCCAGAUCUACUUCCGGUGGCCGGCUGACAAGCCGGACCAGGUGUCGUACGUCUGGCUGAACAGGAAGGACAAGAACGACCUAAAAGAGAUAAAGGCCUUUGUCGAAAUCGAAUGCGAGGUCCAAAAGCAGGAAGCAUUUAGAAACCACUGGCAGGCACUGACAAAAAAGCUCGCAAGGCUGGGGCUGCUGUUUGGCGACGAGAUUGUCGACGGCCCCGAGGACCUCUUCGAUUCGUCCAGCGACAGCGAAGGCGAGGAUCUCGCCCUCCACUGGAAGAUGGGACCGUCAGAGGAGAACUGCUGUAAUAUGAACCCGUGUCCGGCCUUCAACAACCCCGAGCUGGAUCUCGUCGCCACAUACAUCGGCGGCUACCAGUGGAUGGAGCACUACCACGUCCAGGACGAAGACACGGACGAAUGCCCCCGCGGCGCUGAGCACAAGGGACACUGCAUCCUGCGCGACGACCGGACGAGAUGCGCCUACGCUACGGAUCGCGUGCGCCACACGUGCUGCAAGCUCCGGACGAAUCCCCUCCUCCCAGGCCCGUACGGCGAUCCGGACGAUAUGACGUUGUCGCUGUGGGAGACGACGGCCGCAGACGACAACUUCAUCGACGUGUCGGGGAAUGUGCGGACGAGGAUGCAGUUGGAGGACCGCGACGAGAUUCCGCCCGAGAUGGAACGUCUGAGACAACAG